UGAAGCAAACAAAAAUGGCCAGUAAUCACAAGCCUUUGGUACCUCGCCCUGUUUCAAGGAGUGGAAUUGGAUUGACAGGAAGACCUCCUUCUGGAAUACGACCCCCAUCAGGAAAUAUUCGAGUGGCAACUGGAAUGCCUCCUGGAACAGCAAGACCAGGUUCUCGUGGCGGGCCUGUAGGAACUGGAGGAGUUCUGUCUUCUCAGAUCAAAGUUGCAGACCGUCCCGUAACACAACAAGGUUUGAGUGGAAUGAAAACUGGAAUGAAAGGUCCCCAGAGGCAAAUUUUAGACAAAUCUUAUUAUCUUGGACUUCUUAGAAGCAAAAUAAGUGAACUGACAACUGAAAUUAAUAAACUUCAGAAAGAAAUAGAAAUGUACAAUCAAGAGAAUUCAGUAUAUUUAUCAUAUGAAAAGAGGGCGGAAACAUUAGCUGUUGAAAUCAAAGAGUUUCAAGGAGAACUAGCAGACUACAACAUGUUGGUAGACAAACUUAAUACCAAUACUGAGAUGGAAGAAGUAAUGAAUGACUACAACAUGCUUAAAGCUCAAAAUGAUCGUGAGACACAAAGUAUGGAUAUAAUUUUUACUGAACGACAAGCGAAAGAAAAACAAAUCAGAAAUGUAGAAGAAGAAAUUGAACAGGAAAAACAAGCAGCAGAUGGCAUCAUAAAAAACAUGUCCCCAGAAAAACAGGUGAAGUACACAGAGAUGAAGACAGCAAAUGAGAAAUUGUUGCAGGAGUUAGAUACACUUCAACAACAGCUAGACUCACUGAACAUGAAAAAAGAGAGCCUGGAAGCUGAAAUAGCACACUCCCAGGUAAAACAGGAGGCUGUACUACUGCAUGAAAAACUUUAUGAGUUAGAAUCCCACCGAGAACAAAUGAUUGCAGAAGACAAGAGCAUGGGAUCGCCCAUGGAAGAGAGAGAAAGAUUACUUAAACAGGUUAAAGAAGAUAAUCAGGAAAUAGCCAGCAUGGAGAGACAGUUAACUGAUAUUAAAGAAAAAAUAAAUCAGUUUAAUGAAGAAAUAAGACAACUUGACAUGGAUUUAGAGGAACAUCAAGGUGAAAUGAACCAGAAGUACAGGGAGCUAAGAAAAAGAGAGGAAACUGUGGACGGUUUUAUUGAGAUGUUUGAGGAGACUAAGAACCAGGAGCUGGAACGGAAGGCGCAGGUGGAAGCCAGCAUUGUUGCCCUUCUGGAGCACUGCAGCCGGAAUAUAAAUCGUAUGAAGCAGAUCUCCUCUGUCACCAACCAAGAGCUGAAGCUGAUGCAGGAUGACCUCAGUUUUAAAUCGACUGAGAUGCAGAAAUCUCAGAGUACAGCUCAGAAUCUGACUUCAGAUAGUCAGCGCCUCCAGUUAGAUCUACAGAAAAUGGAACUUCUGGAAAGUAAGAUGAUUGAGGAACAACAGUCUCUAAAAAGCAAAAUUAAACAAAUGACCACCGAUCUGGAGACAUACAAUGAUUUGGCAGCUUUGAAGUCAUCAGGGGAAGAAAAGAAAAAGAAACUACAUCAGGAGAGAACAGUACUAUCAACUCGUCAAAAUGCCUUUAAGAAAAUAAUGGAGAAGUUAAACAUAGACUAUGAGACAUUAAAAACACAACUACAAGAGAAUGAGACACAUUCUCAGCUUACAAAUUUGGAGAGGAAGUGGCAACACCAUGAGCAAAAUAACUUUGUGAUGAAAGAAUUCAUAGCGACCAAGAGUCAAGAGAGUGAUUACCAGCCAGUUAUGAAGAAUGUGAACAAACAGAUUGCUGAAUACAAUAAAACUAUCGUGGAUGCUCUCCACAGCACCAGUCGGAACUGA
This is a messenger RNA of Elephantulus edwardii (Cape elephant shrew), 1817 nucleotides long. RefSeq names its product intraflagellar transport 74 homolog (Chlamydomonas) (gene IFT74). The record is from RefSeq and is a predicted model, not a curated record. Gene Ontology annotation, molecular function: beta-tubulin binding. Gene Ontology annotation, biological process: intraciliary transport involved in cilium assembly; cilium assembly. Gene Ontology annotation, cellular component: centrosome; cilium; intraciliary transport particle B. Lineage: Eukaryota; Metazoa; Chordata; Mammalia; Macroscelidea; Macroscelididae. The transcript has 19 exons. The coding region runs from base 15 to 1817 and encodes 600 amino acids.